CCUUUUUAUUGCUGUUUGUUUGUCUGUUUGAUUUUAAAGGCCUGAUUGCCGAAGCAUUUAGCCAACAGGAAAAUAUGAAUGAUUCUAGGCAGCAGUCACUGUUCUUCAUCACACUUCCAGAUUUACAGAAACUCUGUGCCGUCAAGAUAAUAUUGCAUAAUGGGGUGGCAGAUACCGAGAUUAGAAGUACACAAAUUAAGAUGUGCAGGCAGUUGCUGUUUUUGCACCAAGAUAUUCUUGUAUCACCUGUGCCUGGAAUAUUUAGCCAAAUUUGGGUGGUGAUGGCGAUACCAUUUUAUAAAGCUGGAAAACUUAAUGCCUAUAUUGAAAAAUAUGGAGCUAAGGUAGAGGCACCACGAAGAGUAAUUCCUGUAAUUCUUCAAAACUGCCUUUCAUAUUCACUCACGGCCAGACUUGCUCCAGCCUGGAAUAAAACUGGCCAUCUCUUGGUGCAAGGAAGAGAAUUUCUUUCUCAGAUGGGAAAGCAAAAUGCUGUUGCAUUAGACAUCAAUGUAACCGAAACUCAAGUUUGUCUAAGUAUAGAAGCUUAUACAAUCAGACUGCCACCACCUGAGCUAAAAGAAUUUGAUAUUUCUCAAAGCAUUAUUAAGGACUUUGAUACUCACAAGAAUGGUGUCAUUGAGGGCCAUUCAAUUUUAAGCAACUGGUGCUACGUUUUGCCAAGUAUGAAAAUGGGGAAGAUAUUAAGUAUUCUUCAUACCACACCUCCUGACUGUCCUUUUCACUCAUAUAAAGAUUUCCAGAUGCACUGGGACGACCUGUAUGGCUACAAACUUCCAGAAGAUGGUGGAAAUAUUAAAAUAUACUGCAACAUCUACUUCAAAAUGAUAGGAGAAAGGAUCUUUACAUAUCCUCUCAGUUGCAUCAGAAGUCAGCCCAUACAGUUCUUUCCAAGGGUAGAUUUGGAAGAUGUGUUGAAAAGUUUUCUUUCAGAUUUAAAAUCUAAACUGCCCCAUAUAUGUGGGUUUCCCAUAAAGAUGACAACAAAACCGUGCUACUCUACACAAGAACUAACUAAACCGAGUAUACAGGAAAACAAAGUCAAGCCACCCAAUCUGACCUCUAAACAAAUGUUCAGGACCUCUCUGACUCAGGCCCCUUCCAUAGGACCCUCCCUGGCUCAACAUCCUUUAUCGAGAUCAGUGUCCAUAGACCACAAGGUGGAGCCUUGGGCCAGCCAGCAGAAUACCUGUGUGUUCUCAGCUCUGAACCUCAAGCCAGAAUCUGCUCAGAGCAGAAAGACGUCCCUCUCUGACAAGGCACCACAAGUACAUUUGGAAGUACCAAAGUCCACCAGAGGAAAUACUCUAGUUCAAGACACUAAUUUUAGCUCCCAAAGUAACAAGGCCCCUAAAUUCAUACCAAUUUUCAAAACUCGAUCAUUACAGAUGAAUAAAAAUGUCUUAGAGCCUGAAAACCUGAAAAGAAAACAACUUGUUACAGAAUCCAAGUUGUUUUCAUUUAAGACCAAUGUGGUCCAGGAUGACAAACUGAAUUUAGAUCCAGCUAUAGAAAAAAGAUAUAAUUGUAACGUUCAGAUGGAAGUUAGAAAUUUAAACCAGAAGACUUUUAGACCUCUGCAAGAAAAAGAAAGUAUGACAAAAUAUCUCCCUUCUAACAAAAAAUCGUCAGCUGUGAGUAUGAAUAGAAAUAAGCAAUUAUCUAAUAGUUCAGGAUUGCAGAUGUCAAAUAAGAGUUUAGGUAUGCUAAAAAGUGCCAUUGACUGCCAAGUGAAUGGAAAAGAAAUUUUAACAAGCAAACACAUAGCACAAAUUUUAGAAAAGGGACAUGAGUCACUAAAAGUGAAAAGACCACACAUUUUUGAAUCAGACACAGAAAUGGAAGGUUCCCAACUACUUCAACAAUCAGUCAGUAAAACUAAAGAAGUUGAUAUCAGUGACCACAGACAUAUAGCAGGCAGGACAGCCCACAGGCCUAACAGAAAACUAUGUCAGGAAUCUUCAAAACCUACAAAGCAGCCUCAUUCCAGUAAUGUCCACUACGGACAAUCCAGUUCUUCUAUGAACCAGAUACAUGACUUGGACAAAUCAAAACCUAAGAAAUCUCUCACCAGCCCUCAAGCUUAUAACAGAUGUGAAAGCAGGAAAUAUCCAUAAGAGAUAAACACUCUGAACAGUAGAUGGACACUCAGGCACUCCUGUGCAUGUGGAAUUGGGCUCCGUACACAGCUGUGGACCUCCUUUUUCACUCGACAGUUUCACUUUUCAUGGUUGCAUACAAGGUUCAUUGUAUGUGGAUACAUAUACCAGUCCCUGCUGAUUGACACUUCAGUUCUUCCAGACUUUUCACUAUAACAGUGUCAUGUGAAUGAAUAGUCUUGUUCAGAUGUUAGCAAAAUAACCAUUUAUAUGAUUAGUUUUGUUAAUUGAAAAUAUUUUUAUUUUGUCCUUACUACUUUUAUUAUUGAAAUUUUCAAAUAACACAAAGUACAGAUAAUAGUAUGAAGAACCUCUAAGUACCCAUCAUCCAGCUUCAACCAUUAUUAAUAUUUUGUCACUGUUUCCUCUGCUUCUCACAUAUAUUUCUUUACUAUUGUAAAUUACAUUAAAGAUAGUAAAUAAGGGGUAGCAUUUUUUUUUAAAGAAUGUAUAUAUAUUCAUUCUUUUGGAAUGUCUGCCAUAUCUUUAUUGCCUCACUAAGUUUCACUUUAGUUUAACAAAACUAAUAGGAAGCCUUCAAUAAACAUUUCACAGAAGAACUAGAACCUUCUGGGACAUAGCAAACUAUUGGAGUAGAGGUGUCUUUGUUCAGACAUGUCCAUAGCUUGUGCUCUGUGCCGGCCAGGAAGCAAAAGCAGGGUUGCUGAAAUGACAGCACCGCCAUAGGUUGCUGUCUGCUCUCAAGCAAAUCCCUCUAGGUUCCUGGUAAAGACGUGAGAGCACCUGUGAUUUGAAGCAAACAUUAAGAAUGAACUUUCAGUCGUAUCACAAAUAAAUUUAACAUAUAAGAUGAGAGAAACAGAAAUAGAGCUGCUCACUAGGAUUAUUCUGUCUUUCAAAUAUUUUAGAUGUUUAAUUUACAAAAUGUGAUAUAAUUGUUGUGGUAAAAUACUUUAAAAAUAUCUCAAUAUUCCACUGAAGUUAUCCUUCAUUAAAUUUUUAAAAAAUAUCAAAGAGUCAGCAUAAGUAGAGUUUUUAUUUUUUAAGUAUGAUUUACUGUUUUUGCUAUUUCACUAAGCCAUUGCAAUUAAAUGCAAACAUGAACAUGAACUCUACUUCAAAGCUAUAAUAUCAUUCUUCCUCUUGAAAUUGUGCUUAGCUAACUAAGGUACUAGAUACCUUUACUGUAAACAUUUGUUUUCCAGAUUUAUCUCUAUUUUACAGUAUUUUACCAUUUUCAUAGAGAAACACAUCUAGUAUGAAGCCCAUUCUGAGUGUGCCUUUCUCAUCCUGAAACUUGUAUGAUAGAUCAUUAGUAGAGACUGCAGUAAAGAUCAGGCUGCCAUCUUGUUUCUGGGGCUGUGGUGAGAACAUGUUUUACAAAAGUGCAAUUGAUAAGAACAUAUACCGGGUCGCUCAGUUGUCGGCAGCAUGCACUCAUUCUCAAAACCGGUCUUCCCCUGCUCCUUGUGUCUUAGGUGCCCUCCUGGGACUGUCCAGCCAUCAGACUGUAGGUAACAAAGACUUAUAUUGUUAGUGCACUAAGCAGAAUAAUUAAAAGAUAAACCUACUGCUGAAAUAGUGUGUAGUAUCUUCCAAUUCAGAAUUUAUAGUGUAGUAUUUCAUUUAGAGAAAUGUUAACCUACAUGACAAAGCCUGUGUUAGUAUCUGUCUGUUUUCUGUCUAUAUAUAUUGAUUGAUUUCAGAGAGAGGAAGGGAAAGGGAAAAAGAAAGAGAAACAUUGAUGAGAGAGAAACAUCAAUUGGUCCCUCCUGCACGACCCUACCAGAGAUUAUGCCCUGACCAGGAAUUGAAUAGUGACCUCUUCGUGCAUGGGUCAACGCUCAACCACUGAGCCGGGCAAAAUAGGUUUAUUUUUUUCUUACAGUAUUCAUGCUAAUGAAAGUUUACUCUCCCCCCAAAAAUGUAUACACACUUUACAGCUGAUAAUUCAAUUGAUGUUUCUUUUCAGAUUUAACCUAUUGGACUUAAUAAUUAUUCAAAGUUUGUAUACAUUUUUGGGGAUACCCAGUAUAUGUAUGAUUUACUGUAUAGAUACAUGGACAGAUUAGUUAAUUGCUUAUUUACUAUCCAUGUUCAGAUUAUUUAUUCUCCCAUGUUCUAGACCAAUUUGCUCUGCUAGGAUUCACUAGAGAAAUCAAGGAAAAUUUUGGUUCAUUUUAAAGAUUAUAAUUUUGAAAGACAGAAUAAUUCCAAAUCUAACUUAAGGAAAACUAAUUGCACUUCUUCAAAUUUUUGGUGAUUCAUAUGCAUGUGGACAUCCCCUUACCCUGCUGCCAAGUCAUUAUUCACAUUCCAAUUGUAUGUUAGUUUUAUAAAUAUUAUAAUUUUAAAACCAUACAUAAGUUAUUUUUAUUUGUCAAGAAUCUUAGAUCAGCCAUUGCAUUUAAACUAUGGCAGUCUGCCAAAAUUAAUGCUAAGAAUUCAUCUUUAUAAAAAUGUAAAAAUACUGUAUGUGUACUAUUCAUAUUUUAAAUUUUAUAGUGUUGCUUACUACAUUUGUAUUUGUUUUUUUAAUAUUUAUUAUCUGUAAUAAUUAUACAUUAUUAUAGUUUUUAUUUAUUGCUUUCUAUAACAAAUAAAUAAAAAAUAUGGUUUUGUCAAUGAAUAGCUUUUAUUUGACUAACCAGUUCACUAACCAGGUCUUGCUCUUUUUCAAAUUGCUCAUCAUCUGGUGUUAUCCUGGAACUGUAUUGGGUAUUUAUUGAUACUUAAGAAUAGGCAGUAUUUAUAAAUGUUUAAUGAUGUCAUGGUCAUUAUAUAUUGAUGCUUAAAUUGUUUGUGUUGCAUCCUACAUACUGUCUUAUUUUAAAUAUAAAAU
Molecule: messenger RNA, 4983 nt
Organism: Myotis daubentonii (Daubenton's bat)
Lineage: Eukaryota; Metazoa; Chordata; Mammalia; Chiroptera; Vespertilionidae
Gene: C8H18orf63
Product: chromosome 8 C18orf63 homolog
Source: RefSeq, a predicted model, not a curated record